CCAGAGUCAGAUUCGUGUGCAAGAGGAGAAACUAAAGUCAUUGCGCAUGCGUUCGAAUGAGAAUCCCUCCAUCUUCUUUACAUCUAUGAGAGAGACGCUUGGUGUGCUUCAGAUGCUGGAAGUUAAGAAAGAUGACAGAGAGGUAUGCAACCUGAUGCUCGAGGGAUUGUCACAUGAGUGUACGACCCUGCGUGAAACUCUGGUGGUGUUCUGUUCGAAUGACCCGUCGUUCAUAGAGACUAAAGUGCGUGAGAGGUAUCUCGACUUGCUGACUCAACCUGGUCCGAAGAAACACAGUGUUGCACUCAUGUCUAAACCUGUGAGGAAAAGUGCGAAGAAGCAGAACCAGAAGUCAAAGUCUAACUCCGAGUCUGAUUCGUCUAAGAAAAAGAUUUUUCAGGGGAAGUGUUUCAAGUGUGGGGAGAAGGGUCACUUGAAGAUGGACUGCCUGGCUCGUGUGAUAGCUCAUCCCUCUCAGACCGGACCAUCCGAGGACGACAAGGAUGAGAACGGUGAGAAGUCUGACUUGGUGUUGUUGUUAUCUCAAGCCAACUCAAGCGAAUGGAGUGAUGGCAAGUACAUUGCAGCAAUGUAUGCCAAAAUCAUGCAGAAGUGGCAAGAGUCCCGUGGUAGCAGUAGAAAUGAUGCUGUUUUGGAACACCAUGAUACCAUGUAUCUUGAAGCGUUGUAUACCGAAGCAGAGGAUGAGUUGAAGAAGUACGUCGGCAGUGACCGUGUAGUCCGUGAUUCUCUUCGCGAACACUCCACUCUUACGAAGAAGGAUAGAUGCAUCGAAGAUUGGUAUGCGGACACGGGUACAGCUUUCAACAUGACAGACUCUCUCUCUUGCAUGAAGGAUGUGAACCCUUGCCACAACAAAGUAAAAGGAAUUGGUGGCGUAACUUGUGAGGUAGCACUAUCAGGAACUCUUGAAGUGGCGUUUGUGUCUGCUGACAGCGAGUUUUCUGCAGAGUUGAAGAAUGUGCUAUAUGCCCCCAAGUUAGGGUACAACCUUUUCUCUCCCAGCGCAGAGUUUGAUGGCGAGUCAUGGAAUGGCCUUGGUGGUCCUGACGGUGUGAUGACUGCUUUCCACGGGCAUGUUACUUUUCAGAAUUUCGAUGGCAUGCUUGUUGCUACUGCGUAUCGUCUCGGACAUAACUCUAUUGGAUCGGUGUUGGCUGCCCUCACCCCUUCAAACCCCAAGCGCGUAAAAAUCAUGGAUGUGAACGAUUUUCAUAACAUUUAUGGUCAUGCGCAUGAAGGGAUGCUUAGGACCACUGCAAAGCGACUAGGUAUCGAGUUGACCGGUAAAAUGCAUGCUUGUUCGGGAUGUUCGAUGGGAAAAGCAAUUCGUAAGGCGAUUGCUCAUGUGACUACAAAUUCAUCAGACAAAAAGUUAGGCAGAGUUUUUGUUAACCUGGGAGGGAAGAAGGGCGUUGCGUCCAUAGGGGGCAAACAUUACCCCAUGAUUUUGAAGGAUGACUUCACAAGGCGUGCAUGGAUGUAUUUCCUAAGAAGUAAAUCAGACGCUGGCAGUGCUUUCCGAAGUUUUCUUGCGAAUGUGCGUGCUGAUGGGAUCCCAUCAUUGAUUGAGAUUGUUAGAUCUGACAAUGGAGGGGAAUUUUUCGGUGGAGAAUUUGCAUCUGUGUGCAAUGAGCUCUUGAUUAAACAAGAGUUCACCCCGGCUCACAGUCCCGAAUUCAAUGGUGUUGCGGAACGUGGUUUGGGAUUGAUAGAAGAGGCCGCAAUGGCGGCUCGUAUUCAGGCGAAAGUUCUGUUUGGGCAUGUGCAGUUACCUAAGACUGAUAGACUCUGGGCGGAGGCCAUGCACUGGGCCUGCGAGGCACUCAAUCACACGGCUUGUUCUGCUAACCCCGACUCCAAAUCGCCGUAUGAAAUGUGGUAUGGGGAAGCUCGUCCUGCUAGACCGUAUCCGUUUUUGAAGCCAGCGUACUGUAAAUGGCAGCGACCGUCUAAGCUGCUACCGAAGGGUGAGAGUUGCUUUUAUGUUGGUCCUUCGAGAGACCACCCACGUGAUUGUCAUAGAGUACUCACCAGAGCUGGGACUAUUCAGGAAACGAGGAACGUAACGUGGGAAGCGUUGCCGUCACAGCUCCCUCCACCGCAACCUCCGCUGCCGAUAGAGGUCGCAGAGGAGGAAGGGGAGGAAAGUGACGACGAUGUAGAAGCUGAGGGAGGGCAGGAAACGGGGGAAGUAGAGUCCGAAGAUCCGGGAGAGCAUGAUGAAGUAGAGUCGGAGGAUCCGGGAGGGCAUGAAGAAGAGUCUAUGGAUCAGGGAGGGCAGGAUACAGAGUCGGCGGGGCCGGGAGGGCAGGAAGUAGAGGUGGAGGCAUCUCCUCCAGCCGCUCGCCGUCCGCAGCAUGUCGUUGACCUUGCUGAUUUUAAUACUGCUGCGCGUGAUGCAGUAGAAUUGCCGAAAGAGCUCAUUCAGGACGUAGAGCCAGAGCCUGGUAGCUAUCAAGAAGCUCUGCGAUCGAAGCAUGCCACGAUUUGGGAUAAAGCCAUGUCUGCAGAAGUUGAAGGCUUGAUACGAGCAGGAACGUUCACGUUAGCAGCAAAAAUCCCAGAAGGUUGUAACGUGAUUGAUGCUAGAUGGGUUUUCAAAUGGAAAGCAGACGAAACAGGAAAGAUAGUAAAGACCAAGGCUAGGCUUGUAGCGAAGGGCUUCAGGCAGAAGCAUGGGUCGAAAUUGGAUCACGAGGUGUUCAUGAAGUUGCCUCCUGGCUGUGAUUCGAUGUCAGGAAAAAAAAAUGUCCGUUUGAACAAGAGUUUGUACGGUUUGAAGCAAGCAUCUAGAACAUUUUACAAGAGGCUCGUGUCGGACCUGCUUCGGAUAGGUUUCGAGCAGUCUCUGUCUGAUCCCUGUGUCCUGCGUUUCAUGAUGGGAGACGAGGUGAUGGGUAUAAUCGCGAUUCAUGUGGAUGACAUUCUGUAUGCAGGAACGAAGAGGCUUGCCGAGGUGAUUGUAGAGGCACUAGGUGACUCUCUUCCUACGAAGAAUUUGGGAAAAGUCAUAUUUUUUCUUGGUUGCGCAUUUAGUCGCGACCGCGAGGCUGGCACGAUUGAGAUUUCUCAAGAGAGUUACAUCAGGAGUGUUCUAGAGAGAUUCAAUAUUUCUCGUACCAGCUCGAUCCCCGCUUCCCCUGCCAACGAUAGCAGGUCCGUGAUGGAGGAUGAGGAGGCAGGAGAUGUGCCGUUCAGGGAAGUGGUGGGAUGCCUGAUGUGGAUCGCCAACAAUACGAGGCCAGAAACUUCGAACGCUGUGCGGACGGUGGCGAGACACUCUCACGAGCCCAAGAAGAGUGACUGGAAGGCAGCCCAGAGGAUUUUGAGUAAUCUUAAGGAAACGGCACAUCUAACUCUGAAGUACAAGCAGGACACUACGGUAGACGUAGGCACGUUAGUGUACGUAGACGCUGACUUUGCCAGCAAGGCCACUGACCGUAGAUCAGUUUCUGGAGCAUUAGUUCUUGUAGCUGGCUGUCUUGUGUCUUGGUUUUCUUGGACGCAGAAAUGUGUCUCACUGUCAACUUCUGAAGCAGAGUAUAUUGCGAUGGGUGACGGUGUUAAGGAGGCUCUCUUUGUGAACGGGAUGCUUCAGUUCUUGAGACCUAGUGCGAAGCCUCGGAAAAUUGACGUCUUUGAGGACAACGAAGGAGCGAUUGCGCUUGCAGAGAAUCCGCUUAGCUCGAGUAGGAGUAAGCACAUUGACGUGAGGCACCACUUCCUUAGGAAUUUGACGGAGGAGGGCGUGAUCGAGGUCACCCAUGUCCCAAGCAAGGAGCAGCAUGCUGACAUCCUCACAAAGGCUCUACCGAGAAACCUUUUUGAAGUUCACCGUGACUUAGUCCUUGGCUCAGCAGCUGAGAAUAUCGAAUGUAUGACGUGUAUUGCGGUGUAUGACGUCUUUGAGGACAACGAAGGAGCGAUUGCGCUUGCAGAGAAUCCGCUUAGCUCGAGUAGGAGUAAGCACAUUGACGUGAGGCACCACUUCCUUAGGAAUUUGACGGAGGAGGGCGUGAUCGAGGUCACCCAUGUCCCAAGCAAGGAGCAGCAUGCUGACAUCCUCACAACGGCUCUACCGAGAAACCUUUUUGAAGUUCGCCGUGACUUUGUCCUUGGCCCAGUAGCUGAGAAGUAG
This is a messenger RNA of Ectocarpus sp. CCAP 1310/34, 4162 nucleotides long. The record is from the annotation of a GenBank genome assembly. NCBI's taxonomy places the organism in Eukaryota, Phaeophyceae, Ectocarpales, Ectocarpaceae.